GUGCGCCGAUGACCGUUAUCGGUUCUAAAUUUUACGUCGCUAUAGGGCAUCCGUUAAACGCUUUUUCGUCACAGAGACGCUUAAAAGAAACAAAUGGAAAGCGAAACAUACCUAAAGCUAACUGUUCCCCAACUGAAGGAAGAGUUAAGAAAGAGAGAAGCAACAACAAGAGGAAGGAAGGCUGAUUUAAUUAAAAGGUUAAGGGCAUAUGACCGAAACAAAGAUUUUAAGAAUGAACCAAUUCUCAUCCCUGAGCCAUUAGAUGUAGACUGGCCUACAAGGGGAUUCCAACAGCUUCAGGAUGAUCAUAGAAAAGACAUUCCAGAAAUGUGUAUCGAACAAAUCGACAUGUAUUUUGUGCAUAGAUUAGCAGGUGACAAACAAAGCACAGGCGAUGUGAAGGCCAUAGAAAAAGGAAGACUGCUCCUUGACAGUGACAGGAUUCUGGCGGCUUCAUAUCUGAAGCAGGGCAAUGCAUUGUUUUUCACAGGCAUUGUUGGAGCAGCUAUGAAAACAAGAGUAAGUUUACUUAAAAUAUGA
This is a messenger RNA of Saccostrea cuccullata (small rock oyster), 540 nucleotides long. RefSeq lists its product as uncharacterized. NCBI's taxonomy places the organism in Eukaryota, Metazoa, Mollusca, Bivalvia, Ostreida, Ostreidae. The transcript has 3 exons. The coding region runs from base 94 to 540 and encodes 148 amino acids. The record is from RefSeq and is a predicted model, not a curated record.